Messenger RNA from Tympanuchus pallidicinctus (lesser prairie-chicken), 1270 nucleotides. RefSeq names its product COP9 signalosome subunit 5 (gene COPS5). Gene Ontology annotation, biological process: protein deneddylation. Bases 78 to 1094 code for a protein of 338 amino acids. Gene Ontology annotation, molecular function: deNEDDylase activity; protein binding; metallopeptidase activity. Gene Ontology annotation, cellular component: COP9 signalosome; cytoplasm. The record is from RefSeq and is a predicted model, not a curated record. The transcript is spliced from 8 exons. NCBI's taxonomy places the organism in Eukaryota, Metazoa, Chordata, Aves, Galliformes, Phasianidae.
CAGUGAGUCGCGGCCUGGCUCGGGCCGGUGCGACUGCAGGGGCGCGUUGAAGCGGGCCGGGCCGGGCGCGGGGCGCGAUGGCGGCGGCGAGCGGCUCGUCAGGGAGCGGGAUGGCGCAGAAGACGUGGGAGUUGGCCAACAACAUGCAGGAGGCGCAAAGCAUCGACGAGAUCUACAAGUACGACCGCAAGCAGCAGCAGGAGAUCCUGGCGGCCAAGCCCUGGACCAAGGACCACCAUUACUUCAAGUACUGCAAGAUCUCGGCGCUGGCCCUGCUGAAGAUGGUGAUGCACGCCCGCUCUGGGGGCAACCUGGAGGUGAUGGGGCUGAUGCUGGGCAAGGUGGACGGAGAGACCAUGAUCAUCAUGGACAGCUUCGCUCUGCCGGUGGAGGGCACCGAGACCCGCGUAAACGCGCAGGCGGCCGCCUACGAGUACAUGGCCGCCUACAUCGAGAACGCCAAGCAGGUUGGUCGUCUAGAAAAUGCAAUUGGCUGGUACCACAGUCACCCUGGCUACGGCUGUUGGCUCUCUGGGAUCGAUGUCAGUACUCAGAUGCUUAAUCAGCAAUUUCAAGAACCCUUUGUAGCAGUGGUGAUUGAUCCAACAAGAACAAUAUCUGCAGGAAAAGUAAAUCUUGGUGCAUUUAGGACAUAUCCUAAGGGGUACAAACCUCCGGAUGAAGGUCCCUCUGAAUACCAAACUAUUCCACUUAAUAAAAUAGAAGACUUUGGUGUUCAUUGUAAACAGUAUUAUGCAUUAGAAGUAUCUUACUUUAAAUCAUCUUUGGAUCGUAAAUUGCUUGAGCUUUUGUGGAACAAGUACUGGGUGAACACUCUCAGCUCUUCUAGUUUGCUUACUAAUGCUGACUACACCACUGGCCAAGUCUUUGAUUUGUCUGAAAAACUAGAGCAGUCAGAAGCUCAGCUUGGACGGGGCAGUUUUAUGCUGGGUUUAGAGACUCACGAUAAGAAAUCAGAGGACAAACUUGCUAAAGCAACAAGAGACAGCUGCAAGACCACCAUAGAAGCUAUACAUGGAUUGAUGUCUCAGGUUAUUAAGGAUAAACUUUUUAAUCAAAUUAAUAUAGCUUGAAGUGCAUCGCUAGCUGAUACGAAUCUCCAAAGCAGAAAAAGUUAUGGUUUCUUUCACUUGGACUUGUUCAACUUGGGAAAAGGAUCUGAAGUGGAAAAUUAUUCAUUUAAAUUGUAGUACUUUAAUAUUUCCCACCUGUCCGACCGGAUUUAAAGAAUAAAACAUUCUGAAAUGUA